AUGGAAAUUAAAAAUAGGAUAUUCUUUGUGACUGGAGGCUGCUCGGGCCUGGGCUUGGCGGUGAUGGAGGAGCUACUCGCACUUCGUGGUUUGGUGUGCGUGUUUGAUAGAGAUGAAGAACAGGGAAGAGCUCUACAAAAAAAGCAUGAUAGCCGGGUACUCUUUCAAGCAGCCGAUGUACGCUCAGAAUUGGAGAUCCACUCGGGCAUCAAAAAAGCUCUUGAGACCUGGCCAGAAAGAACGAUCGGAGGACUAGUCCAUUGCGCCGGCGUCGGGGCCGCAGAUAAGACCGUCAGCUCAAGCGGACAAGCCGGUAGCCUUGAAAUCUUCAAAUCCGUGAUCGAUAUCAACCUCACUGGUAGCUUCAAUGUUGCGCGCUUGGUGGCAACGGAAAUUGCCAAGCAGAAACUGUCCAUCGAGAAAUCGAAAACAGACCAAAAAGCGAAACAUGAUGAAGGCGUUAUCAUAUUGACGAGCUCGACCAGCUAUCAAGACGGUCAGGUAGGUCAGGUUGGAUAUGCUGCAAGUAAAGGCGGGGUUGCAAGUAUGGUGUUACCGAUGGCCAGAGAUUUAGCAAGAUUUGGAAUCCGAGUCAAUGCAAUUGCUCCGUCACUCUUCGAUACUCAGAUGGGGAAGAGCAUCUCCCCAGCAGUCAAGAGAAAUCUUCUCAAAACGGUCGAAUAUCCGCUGAGGUUUGGUGACCCUGGAGAGUUUUCAUCGUUGGUGAUGGAAUGUAUUCGCAAUACUUAUCUGAAUGGAGCAGGUGUGCUUUCUGCAUAGAGUUAACACUUCUAUUUCUGAUAAUUGCUUGGGUUCUGAUCUUGUUCGUCUUACCGGGCUCUUUGCCCGUUUGACAUUGGUUUGUCUGUGUGCCGAUCUCGAGUGAUUCGACUGGAUGCGGCUGGAAGAAUGGGAAAGAUUUAGCAAAA
Puccinia graminis f. sp. tritici CRL 75-36-700-3 is the source of this 929-nucleotide messenger RNA. RefSeq lists its product as uncharacterized. The transcript has 6 exons. NCBI's taxonomy places the organism in Eukaryota, Fungi, Basidiomycota, Pucciniomycetes, Pucciniales, Pucciniaceae. Gene Ontology annotation, molecular function: oxidoreductase activity. The record is from RefSeq and is a predicted model, not a curated record. Bases 1 to 780 code for a protein of 259 amino acids.